AUGCUUCGGUCGUGCCCUGAUCUUUCAUGGAACACACGUGCUGAUAUUUAUUUUUGCAUCGCUCAAUCGGCAUACGCCGAAAAAUUGUAUCCAUAUGCAUAUGAUCACCUGAAAAAAGCAGAAGAUGCCAUCAAACAAGAAGCUGCAGCGAAUAAUAAAACAAUGUCGGCUCCUCGACCAAUACACGCAGAGGAUACCAACCUUUCCCUUAUGUGUAUUACCACAAAUCUGGGUUUAGUUUAUCAGGCAAUGCACGAUUAUACAAACGCCAGAGCUACUUUCAAUGAAGCUCUUACGAAGGAGAAUGGCUCAGAUGACGACAAAGGCAAAUUGUACUAUUGUAUUGGUGCGAUCGAAUUUGAAGAUGGUAGUUACCAACAAGCAAAUGAUUAUUAUCUGCAAGCCCUUGACCUCGUCCGGGAUGCUGCAUUAAAAGAAGAAAUCAAUCAGAAACUAUGCACAGUGAAAACUAUUCUCGGUUCACGAAUUGCUUGUGCUGAAAAAGAAAAAGAGUGA
Rotaria sp. Silwood2 is the source of this 516-nucleotide messenger RNA. The record is from the annotation of a GenBank genome assembly. Lineage: Eukaryota; Metazoa; Rotifera; Eurotatoria; Philodinida; Philodinidae.